Molecule: messenger RNA, 719 nt
Organism: Brachypodium distachyon (stiff brome)
Lineage: Eukaryota; Viridiplantae; Streptophyta; Magnoliopsida; Poales; Poaceae
Product: zinc finger protein 2
Exons: 1
Coding region: 186-503 (105 amino acids)
Molecular function (GO): DNA-binding transcription factor activity
Source: RefSeq, a predicted model, not a curated record
ACUAGACCUUGUCCCGAUCCCGGCCGAUUGGGUUAGGUUACAAUGUUGUUAACAUUGCAGAUUGCACUACAUAUACCCGUUUAGGCCGCCAGUGCGUGUUGUGCGGCAGUGCUAUAUAUGCGUAUUUAAUCCUUGGCUUAGCAGUAACAAAGACACAGCCGCGUAAGAUAGCCCUAAUUAAGAUAAUGGAGCUCAAGAGUGAGCAGGAUGUUGAGCAAGAGGUAAACCUGGAGCUCACCCUGGCCCCGGCGGCGGCGCCGGAGCCCCGCGGCUUCUUCUUCUGCGUCUACUGCGACCGCAAGUUCCGCUGCUCGCAGGCGCUGGGCGGCCACCAGAACGGCCACAAGCUCGAGCGCAGCCUCGCCAAGCGCCGGCGGGAGAUUGCCGCUGCCGCCGCGCGCGCGCACGGCAUGGCGCGCAUCAAGAGCAGCAGGAGCUCAUCGGAGCAUGGUUACGGAGCCAUCGAGCGCGCCGACGAGCUGGACCUGUCUCUCAAGCUAUGAUCUCCAUCUGGUAGCUGACUAAUUCCUUCAUCCCCACCUAGCUUAAUUAGCUACCUGAUCAAAUAGGUUUGUAUGUUUCGAGUCCAUGUGUGUGUUCGAUCGAUUUAUAUGGUGUACGUGUUCUUCACUUCUUGUUCUUCUAGUUCAGUUUGUCUGAUGGGGAGUUCCUGAUUGGCCAGAAUUAUUUGGUGAUUUAAAUGGCACUAAGAUUUGGUA